Molecule: messenger RNA, 771 nt
Organism: Capronia coronata CBS 617.96
Lineage: Eukaryota; Fungi; Ascomycota; Eurotiomycetes; Chaetothyriales; Herpotrichiellaceae
Exons: 1
Coding region: 1-771 (256 amino acids)
Cellular component (GO): intracellular anatomical structure
Source: RefSeq, a predicted model, not a curated record
AUGGCACAACCAUCAUCCCAUACUGGCACACCAAGCUCGAACUCAAGUUCAAGUGCUUCAAGCUCCUCAAUCCUCCCCGCCAACCUACCCAUCUACGCCCUCAACCUCCUCUCCAACCCACCAUCCCGACCAGACAGUGCGGCCAUCGAGACGACCAUCUCAAACCUCAACCUCCUGGAACACAUUGAAGGUGGCUAUUUCGCCGAGACAGACCGGGACCCGUUACUAGUCCCCAACCCGUUCCAACACCUCCCGGCGCUCACGAACCCGACCGCCAUCGACGACUCGCCCACCCGCCACGCCAGCACGACCAUCUACUACCUAGUCACGCCGCGCAGUCCUGUGGGCCAUUUCCACCGUAACCGCGCGCGGACCGUGCACACCCUGCACCGCGGCAGAGGGGUGUAUGUUCUGCUGCACAUGGAAAGGCGGGACGAGCGGACUGGGAAAGUACCCGUGGAGACGUUUGUCGUGGGUCACGAUCUGGCCAAGGGGGAGAGAUUGCAGUGGAUUGUUGAGGGGGGGAUUUUCAAGGCCAGUUUCCUGUUGCCUGAUGCGGAGGCAAAGGCAGAAGGCCCCGAGACAGGUAAGCAGGGGGGUUCAGUCUCGGAGGGGCUGCUGAUUAGCGAGACUGUCGUGCCGGGAUUUGAAUUUGCCGAUCAUGAUUUCUUGACGGCGGAAACGAUGCGUGAUGCCUUGACGCCGGACCAGGUGCGGGAGUUGAGGUGGUUGUUGAAGAGGGAUGAGCAGAAAAAGUUGGAUGAGGUGUGA